Molecule: messenger RNA, 3768 nt
Organism: Symbiodinium sp. CCMP2456
Lineage: Eukaryota; Dinophyceae; Suessiales; Symbiodiniaceae
Source: the annotation of a GenBank genome assembly
AUGGCCUCACAUGCUGGUGCUGCAGAAGCUGCACAUGGUUCUUUCCAUCAGCAGGAUAUGAGCCCAACGCUGAAUGCACUCGAAGGCGAAGACAGAGGCCCACCGUAUGGCCUUUCAUCUUCGGUGCCACCACUGCGCCAAGAUGGAGAUGAGAUUGAACCUCGUGCUGCAAGUACCUUGCCAAAUGGUGUGCCUCCAGGGUCGUGUGGUACCCAUGGAGGCGGGUAUCCUUUGGAAAUGCAAGCAGUGCCAGAUGUGACCUCAGUGGAAGCUCCUAUGGAGCAACGUGAGCUUUCAGUUUCUGGAACAGUGCUCCCGCAGGUGGUUGAUCCUGCGACUUCUAUGAUGCCCACUGCCAGUCCGACGACUGCGGAAGGUGCUGGUUUGCAGAGCCUGUCCGCGGACAAUGCGCCCCUCUUUCCGAACUUCCUUCCCUCACCUCUUCCGGGUCAGUCUCCGGUUGCUCAUAGACAAGAUGUUCAGCGUGGACAAUCUUGGUUUGCAAAGCUGGGAGAUUAUAUUCAGCGUCGAGUGGAGGUGACAUCGUGGUCAUCCCCGCAUAACAGCGGAGAUCGAGAGAUGGUCCAAGCAGAAGUGGCCAGGCAGCUGGAGGUGGCCAUGGCAGACGUGACAGCACGGCUACAGCAGGAACGGGAUAGGAGAGUGUUGGUCAUGGAGUUCCCGCAGGAGUUCCCCCUAAUCUACCUCUACCUGGUCCUUCAGAUGUCCCCAGCGCAGGGGGUAGAAUCAGGUGCAGCAGGUGGAGCUCGUGAUGAUCCGCUCUUAGUCACCUUGGCAAAACGGAUCGAGGCCCUUCUUCAGCAGCAGCAGGGGUCAAAGAAUGACAGGCCCGAGACGGUGAAGCCCGGUAUAACAGAACUCCCCAGGUUGCCAGAGUACCAGCCAGCUACCGGAAGCAUAGAUCUGUUAAACUGGCUGACGCAUAUCCAGCCGAUUAUGCAGGACCUGUCGGAUACGAGCUACGCAUGGUGGGAAGCUACGCUGCAGGAUGCCUCAAUGUGGUACGCCAAGUACAGUGCUGCGGCCCCGCUGGAGCGUCUGCAGCUUAAGCCUUUGUCGUCACCAGGUCCAUUGCGAAUGGAGUGGGCAAGAGUGGAGAGAAGGGCUACAGCUAUGUUGCUCUCUGCUGUUCCAUCUACGGUUCGAGAAGAAGUUAUAGCUAUGGGGAGUGUGACGUCGUUGGCGUUGUUGUGCAAACUCUAUGCCGUGUACCAACCUGGGAACCUUCAAGAGAAAGCCCUUGUUCUACAGCGUCUAGAGCGGCCAGAGGAGUGUGACACAGCGCUACAGGCAGUGGAGGCGUUGAGGAAGUGGACGCUGUGGAGGAGAAGAGCGAGCUCGAUCGGUAUAGCGGAACCAGAUGCUUCGGUGUUGAUCCAGGGCUUGGACCGCAUCACCUCCCGUGUCGUGAAGGCCAAUAGCGAGCUCAGCUUCCGGGUGAGCUUGAUCAGGAGCACUCUUCAAGUAGAUGUUUGCCCGAGCUCCCAGUCGGUGUCUACAUUCGUUCAGCAUCUCCAGGCCGAGAUGGAGCAGCAGGCUCGCCUUGGUGGUGCAAGGUUCCCUCACACAUGGGCGCUGUUAGACAAGGGAGCGCGGCAGCGAAAGUGCUACAUCAACUACUACCUCACCUACGGAGGCCGCGGUCAGGAGCUGGACCACUUCAACGUCCCCUACUACAACUCCCCGCCCCGGAGUCGUACCGAAUGGGAAGAAGCUCGGGACGUCCAAGUUCAACUUGCGGGAGAAUCCAGUGUCCAGAUGAAACAGACACCAGAUGGCAUGUUGCUUUCCGACGAUGGCCUAGCACAAGUUAUCGUCCCCCUUGGACGAGUUAUCUCCACCCUAGGGUACCGCCUCCACUGGAACCAGAAGAGUUGCGAACUUGUAGGAGGAGACGGUGAAGUUCUUCCCCUGAGGAUAGUUAGAGGCUGUCCGGAGCUCCCCGAGGCCACUGCCACGAAGUUGAUCGACCUUUUGGAGGCUAAGCAGCUCCCUGAGUUACGUCACUCUACAACUACAACGAUGAAGGCGAUCCAUGAAGUGAAGCAGAGUUGGUGGACAAGCUUGAUGGAUUACGUGAGGUAUGGGAGCACCGAGGCAGGGCGUCGGGCUGUGGAUAAGGCCGAGUUCUUCGACUACAAGGACGUUCUGAAAACCCAGUUCGUGAUACGACAGCCCCGUCAAGGGAUUUGGGAGCUCAUGAAGGCUCUUACUUUGAACCGCAGGGCGAGGAAAAGAUUGUUGAGGGCGUCUUCUUGGAUGGUACGAUGGGACCCUCCAGCGGUUGAACGCCGACGGGAUGAUCUCCGUCACCUCGCCUACUCCGGGGAGGCUGUGUAUGUCAAUGUGAACACUCUCCUGGCUGAGAACGACUUUGAGGAUGUUUGGAGGGUCGUUUGGUGGGCGGCUGUUCAAGGCCGGAUAAGUACUGUGGUGGCUCGGGAUGCCACUCCAAAGCCGUUGGAUCAGCUUUCAGCCGGUCCUCAUCGGACCCGCGUGCAUUGGUUGCAUGCUUUAUCAUCGGCAGGAAGGGCCUCUCGAGGAGGAGAUGCUGUCCGCUUGUACGUUGAGGAUGCUGGGGCUUUGGUGGCCCCGGAGCGGAUUACACCUUUCACUGUCGCUACUCCGUGGAGCUACAACAAGGAUUCUGUUGGAUACAUGAACGAGAUGGGCCUUGAGGAUGUGGCGAUUCAGCGGUUCACCGGCGAGCGCGUGGCUCGCUUGGCGAAGUUGGACUCAGAUGCAGCCUGGAAUGCUGCGACGGGCAAACAGCACCGAGCUACAUUGCACCCCUCGGCCUACACGCUAUCCCUUGAUAUAGCGGGCCCCAUCAAGGGCCAUGGCCUAUCACCGGAUGGCAAGCAUUUCCGGUUCUUCCUGGUGGGAGCGUUUAGACUUCCGGUGCUUGAGGGAGGGAUCGGACGAGAUGAUGAACUACGAGGGCAUCCUCUUCCACCCGGCGGCGAUCCGGACGAUGAGGAGGAGGAAUUGUCCGAUGAUGAGGCGGAACUUCAUGACGAGCUCGAGGAGGAGAUCCCCGACUACAGUGUGGAAGAGCAGCAGAAGGAGAAGGAGGAAUGGGAGAAGCUGAAGGCGACUUUCAAGGAGCCUCUAAAAACGGAGACAAUUUACUUCUGUGCCCCGGUGAACGGCAAGAAAGCUGUGUAUACACUACCUGCCUUGCAGCAGAUGGUUACUGAGAUCAAGUCCCUCGGGUACCCUGUGGUGAGAGUUCACUCAGAUCGAGGAGGAGAAUUCCGCGGAAACUUGGUGAAAAGAUGGCUUGCUGGCCAGGGAAUUCUAAGGACUACGUCUACGGGAUCUGAGCCGGCCGAGAAUGGAGUCGCGGAGGCAGGAGUAAGGUACUUGAAGCGUCGUGCCCGGACGCUGUUAGAUGCAGGCCAGCUUCCACGAGUACAGUGGCCUACGGCGAUACAAACAGCGGCAGUUCAGCAGCGAUGCUGCAAGUUGGGGAUUCGAGACCCCGCUCCCGUGGCUUACGGCGCAAAGGUGUACGUGAAGAUCAAGAAGUACAAGACAGGCGACGUGGAGAGCUUUACUCCCCACUGGCUACAGGGCAAAUAUUUGGGCCCCUCUACCGAUGUCAGGGGAGGACAUGUGAUCUUGAAGCCCUCCGGAACCUUCUUGACUACAACUCAUGUGAGGGUAGCGGCAGACCCACCUCCACUUGACCAUGAAGUGUGGAUCCUCCUCUACCACCACCGCUAUGCCCGCCGAGUGAAGUAG